This is a messenger RNA of Diabrotica balteata, 2395 nucleotides long. NCBI's taxonomy places the organism in Eukaryota, Metazoa, Arthropoda, Insecta, Coleoptera, Chrysomelidae. The record is from the annotation of a GenBank genome assembly.
UUACAUGUCUCGAUACAAAGUUGACCGGUUGAAAAAGUUCGGCAAAAAAGCGUUUUUGAACAUGAAUUAUUUGCAAGUGCCGGUAAUGGACCAACAUCCGCACAAUCGAGGCCAUGAUCGAGGCCACGAUAACCCUGUCUUCGAAUCUCCGAGCAGGAAAGUUUCCAGUGUCUCAGAAGCAGAAAUAGGGCCCGUCAGGAAAAAAAGCAUAUUGCACAAAAACAGCGAUUUCGAUAUAGUUAGCAACUCGGGGAAGAGCGAUACCGGCAGACAAAAUGGAGAAUAUAGAUUUAAAAAGCACUCAACUACAGAUUCUGUAUAUUCUAGGACUCGAUUUGCAGAUACAGUUCACGAAGAUAGGUCGUGGUGGUACAUUUUCUGUCUUCAAUGUAGAUCUGAUGACGGCCAACAAUCGUGGAAACCAGACUUCUGGCCAAAACUGUGUCCAUACCCCUUCUGUCCUACCUACAGACAAUUCACAAGGAUUAUAACUAUAACUCUUAUAGGAGUCUUAACGUGGUGUAUAUUUUAUUCUGUAGUAGGUGAAACGGCAGCGCCACCUAAUGGGAAAUUGUUUCAGUUGAUAUUGUUAACUAUUUGCGCGCAUAUAGGAGGAUGGUUGAUGAGCUUAACUACGUUGCCAGCACUAAUAGGGAUGUUGUUCACAGGAUUGUUGUUUCAGAAUGUAGGAUUUGUAAAUAUAGAUGAUUCGUUUUCCUACAUAUGCAAAGAACUAAGAAAUGUAGCGCUGGUGAUUAUUCUUAUCAGAGCUGGAUUGGAUCUUGAUCCAAAUGCCUUAAUGAGGUUAAAAUUUUCAGUAAUUAAAUUAGGUUUGGGCCCAUGGGCCAUAGAAGCAGGAAUGACGGCUGUGUUUUCUGUAUAUAUCUUAGGAAUGUCGUGGAGUUACGGAAUACUCUUAGGAUCUGUUAUAGCUGCUGUGUCUCCCGCAGUGGUAGUUCCUUGUCUUUUUAGACUGAGAUCAAAAGGUUACGGGGUAGCUAAAGGAAUUCCUACGCUUAUUAUAGCCAUUGCUGGAGUAGAUGAUGCUGCAUCAGUCGCUGCUUUUGGAAUUAUUAAGAGUAUUAUGUUUUCCAAUAGUUCCCUAACGAAUCUUAUCAUCUCAGCACCUCUCUCUAUAUUAGGAGGUAUUGGUUUUGGUGCUCUAUGGGGUCUUCUCUCGAACUUUGCUCCAGAACGACACGACCCCUUCGUCGUACCCUUACGGGUACUGCUGCUGCUGGCUGGCGGUAUGAUCUCAGUCUUUGGAAGUGAAAUGAUCGGUCUGGGAGGAGCUGGCCCCUUGGGAUGUGUAACGGCAGCUUUUGCUUCAAUCUGUUUCUGGACCAAACAGGGUUGGGAUAUAGAAGACAAUCCGGCUGCGACUGCAUUCGAAAUAUUCUGGAUGAUCUUCGAACCCAUUCUAUUCGGCAUAACGGGUACUGCCAUCAAACUUGACCAGUUGGAUGCGAGUAUUGUGUACUACAGUAUUGGUAUUAUUAUCACUGUGGCGGUUAUUAGAAUCUUAGGGACUAUAGUACUAGGUAUUGGCUGUAAAUUGAAUUUGAAGGAGAAGGUGUUUGCUGCGAUAUCUUUGAUGGCGAAAGCUACAGUUCAAGCUGCCCUUGGUCCAGCACUGCUAAGCAUAGUUGCAGCUGACUCCAAAGAACACGACUGGGCUUCAAAAUUCCUUACAACGUGCGUACUCUCCAUUAUUAUCACGGCUCCGACGGGAGGCAUACUUAUAACGAUUCUGGGUCCUAGACUUCUAACUAAAACGAAGUUUAUGCCAGAACCUGAAGGAUGGAGAAGGAGUCACAGGCCAUCGAUUAGGGAUAUAAGUAUUAUUAACGAAGAGGAGGAAAAGGAACCGCAGGAAGUCUCCAGUGAUUCGGGACAGAUAAAAACUAUAGCCGUUAUCAAAGAGGUUGUUUAAACAAGUGAAAGGAAUUUGUCAAAAUGGAAAAAAUAGUUUGUUUGAAAUUAUUUUAAAUCUAAUUUUGAUGAUCCUUACCGAUCUAAUGAUCGAUAGUGACCUACAGAAGUAACAAAAGUGAUCUAAGUUUGAUCUUUGUCUAAGUCUAAAGAGUUCUCGUAGAAAAAAAAAUAGUAUGCGCUGUACAACAAACUUAUUUUGAACAACAUACAAAUAUUUUAUCUUCACGCUUAUGUUUAUAUAUCUAUGUUGAUGAUCAGUGAUUUUAAAAUAUCCCUUAAAAGAAGAAAAGGGUAUAUAUAUGAGUAUCUUCUUUAUGGUUUCUUUGAAUAUUUCCGUGUAAAUAUUCUAGGAACUAUGACAAGUGUUUGUACAUAAUGCAGAUCUAAAUGUAUGUAUAUACUAAAACUGUGUUUUAAUAGUUGUAGUCAAAUAAUAGAAUAAAUAAAGAUUAUUUUUUAU